ACAACUUGGAUGCUCUCGGAAAAAACAGAGAAAACACAGAGGGAGCGAACGAGAGAGAGAGAGAGCGGUGGAAAAGCAGAGAGAAUUUCCCUUCACGAAAAACGACGAAGAAACGAAGGAAAGCCGAGCACGAAGCACUGGCAAUUGUGGACGGUGAUUUUGGUAGCAAGCUGGGCAGCGAUGAAAGCGCCAGCGGACGGCGUUCAGUUAGGAUGUGCAGUUCCAGCGGUGCGAACGUGUCCCGGGCGCGCCAAUUGGCCAAGUAGCCGACACCAGCCUAAAGAGCCAACCAAAUUCAGCCGGAAAGGCAACAGUUUUUGUUCAAAAAGACCAACGCCGAAAUAUGCCAACGCCUGACUGAGGGCCGAAAUCGCGGGUCGCGCGUUUUUGUGUAAAUAAACAGAAAUUAGAGAAAAUCACAAGAAAUCAGACGAAAUCAAAUCAAAUAUCAAGCGAAACAAAAACAGCUUUCAUUGGCGCAUCUAUCUGUCAGAGAGAUCCGUACAAUUUAUUUUUCGGUUUCAGUGAAAAAGCGCACGCUAUUCAAUUAAGCGUUAAUGCCAGCGGGCGCAAUGUCUGACUGAUGAGUCGGCCAGCAGCGGACCCGUAACGCAUACGCCAUGUGAGCCGGAUCGAUGGGAUCGCUUUCCGGCCAAGCCACAAUGCCAUCCUUCUGUAAAUAGCCAGCAGCCUUUUUGUACUCGCGUCUCUGUCAUGUGUCCGUGUAACCGCCACUGUACAUACUGUAGACUCUAAUUGAUUAAGCCACAAUAAAAAACCACAAAAAGAUCUCGAAUCGAAGCAAAACAAAACAAACAAAACCAAGCAUAAAAAAAAAUAAAUAAAAUAAAUAAAAUACGUAGAGGAAGAAGCGCGCGUUUUUGCCACAGAACGCGAACGCGCCACACACAAGUUUCGGUGCAAAACGGGUAUAAAUAAUCGAAAUAAUAGUCGAAUGCUAUGCUAUAUGCUACAUGCUAUAUGCUGUAUGCCAUAGGAAUAAGUUAAAUUAUUAGGAUUAAUUCGGUUGGAAUUUCGCGCGCAAUAAGAUUUAAUUGUAAACACGGGCAGCAUGGGACCAAUCAGACUCUAGAGCUGGCCAAGCAUCCGCAGAGUUAGUUAGAGACGAAAGCAGUUCACGAUGGACUACAGCCGGCUGAAUGCGAACAUCAAUACGGGCAACAUCAGCACCGAUGACUUUCUGGCCGUGUUCACGACCGGAAGGCCGGACACCAAUGCCACCCUCAAUCCGCCCCUGCUCAGUGUCGACGGGCAGCUGACCCUGCUCCCGGGAUCGGCAUUAGGAUCGGGAUCGGGAUACAUCAAUGUGAAUGACACGAUAUUUUUGCUGAAUGGCAGCUUGUACAACAGCAGCCUGCAGCUGGCGGCGGGAUAUUAUAAUCAGAGUGGCGGGGCAGGGGCGACAGCGGGCAAUCUGACCAAUCCGAAUCAGACAGAAGUGCACUGGGAUGGACGAUAUCCCAGCGGCUACACGCUCACCCACAUCGUGAUUGCCUCCAUAAUCGUGACCAUCCUGAUGAUCAUCAUCGUGGUGGGCAACAUGCUGGUAAUCAUAGCCAUUGCCACGGAGAAGUCGCUGAAGAACAUACAGAACUGGUUCAUCGCCUCGCUGGCGGUGGCCGACUUCUUCCUGGGCCUCAUCAUCAUGCCUUUCUCGCUGGCCAACGAGCUGAUGGGCUACUGGAUCUUCGGCAGCUGGUGGUGCGACAUCCACUCGGCAAUGGACGUGCUGCUCUGCACCGCCUCGAUCAUGAACCUGUGCCUCAUCUCGCUGGACCGCUACUGGAGCAUAACCAAGGCCGUCGAUUAUCUCAAGUCGCGGACGCCGGCGCGGGCUGCCGUCAUGAUCACGGCUGUCUGGAUAAUGUCCGCCCUCAUCUGCAUUCCGCCGCUGCUCGGCUGGAAGGUGAAGAUGCCGGAGGGACCGCUGCCCAAGUGCGAGCUGAGCGAGGACAUUGGCUACGUGCUGUACUCGGCACUGGGCUCCUUCUACAUACCCAGCUGCAUUAUGGUCUUUGUGUACAUACGAAUUUACUUUGCCGCCAAGGCGCGGGCGAGGAGAGGCAUUAAAAAGCAUCCCCGCAAAACAAACAACGAACAGGUAACAAGCUUCACCACCGCCAAGAAAGGAACAAUACCGAUGCCCUCCUCCAGCGGCGCGUCCGCUCUGCAGCUGCACCAGCAGCGCCAGAUAGCCACCAUCGAGACACCACCGAACAGCGCCAGCCUGCCGAUGCAGAUUCCCACGGUGACCAUGGACCUGGCCUCGGACAUCUCCACAUCGGAGGCGGGGGAGCUGGAGGCGGUGGCCGCCCAAACGGUGCUGGCCUACGCCAAUCCCAAUGGGUCGGGCUCGAAUGCGGUCACCGUGGUGAGCAGCGGGAAUGGUGGAGGAGGAGGAGGAGGAGGUGGAGGAUUACCACCCACCUCGCCCAAGGAGACGCUGCAGGUGAGCACGAUAGCCACCGGUCGGGUGGGCCUCAAUGUGCCCGUGCCCCCCUCGAUGGGCAGCAACAACUCCAUCAAUGCGCUGAACAACAACAACGGCAGCGUGGCCAUGGACGGCGGCACAGCACCCGGUGGCGCCGGGGGCAAUGGGAGUGCAGGGGCGGCGACAGGGGGACUGCAGACGGGCGGCAACGAGCUGCGCGUCUCGCCGAUCGCCGGACGGUGUCGGGCCUUAUCCGUGGGCGUGGACACGGACAUGGUGAGUGAAUUCGAUCCAUCCAGCAGCGAUUCGGGCGUGGUCAGUCGCUGUGCCGUGGUCAAGCCGCUCAAGUUUCGCCUUUGCCAGCCGAUCUUCGGGCGGAAGUCAAAUAACCAGCAGCGUCGCAACGAGGCCAAAGCGGCGGCCAAAAACCAGCAGCCCGCUGCAGCGGCCGCCAAAAACCAACAUCAACAGCAACAACAGCAGCAGCAGCAGCAUCAGCAUGUGGUGAAGGCGGAACUGGAGCCGGCCAUACCGAAGACGCCAAAGCCACGGGAUCCGGAGAAGGAGAAGCGGAGGAUUGCGCGGAAGAAGGAGAAGCGGGCCACCCUGAUCCUGGGCCUGAUCAUGGGCAGCUUCAUCGCUUGCUGGCUGCCGUUCUUCUUCCUGUACAUCCUGGUGCCGGCAUGUAGCAGCCACUGCAACAUACCGGAGUCGGCCUUCGCCGUCGCCUUUUGGCUGGGCUACAUGAACUCGGCCCUCAAUCCGGCCAUCUACACCAUCUUCAACAAGGACUUCCGACGCGCCUUCCGGCGCAUCCUGUUCAAGUGAUGUUUGGCCUACGUGUGCUGUUACAGGUGCGUUUACGCCAGCAUCGAGAAGGCAACCGAACGUGCCAUGGGCAGCACACCCAUGGGCUAUGGUCAUGGCAUGUAUCAGCACUACAGGCGUUAGAUUUGCUUCGUUUUGGUUAUGCCAUAGGCCUCCCCUCCCAGAUCCCAUUCCCACUCCCCAGAGCUGCAAAACAAUCGACAGCACUGUCAAUCUGUUACUCAUCUUAUCUAAAAAAAAAAAUAGUAAUAACAAUAUUUUUUAACUUUGAUUUUAAAAAUACGAACUAUAAUAUCGAUAGUUCCUGCUAUCGAAUUAAUCGACAUACUCCGUUUGCCCGUUAGCUCCUGCUAUCGAAAUAAUCGACAGUACUGACAAUCGAUCGUUUUGCAACUCUAGCCACACCCAUUCGCUAAACCCUUUUCCCCAGCUUUCUUUGAAUUUUUUGUUUGUAGAAAAAAGUAACGAACAUUGUAGCUCAUUUCAAAAGCAAUGAACGGCUGUGAAUUUGAUGGAAUCUCUCAAUUUCAAUUUACGCAUUUUGGUUUCGUUUCGUUUGGUUUCUCGAGCACCCUUGAGCCCAGAACCCAGAACCCAGAGACCCCAAUCCCAGAGGCCACCCCUUAGCCCGCUGAACCCCAACGCCGCCCACACACUUUUCACACUCGACGAGCUCAUAGAAAUGCAUGAGCUGUGCAAACAAGAAUUUGAGCUGGGCAAACAUCUAUUAUGCUCCCUGAAUGGAUGUGUCCGCCUGCGACGUCUAUGGCCAUUCAACUUGAAAUAAUUUCGCAAAUUUCCAUUUGCGGCUGCAUUGCCAAUGCCGAACUUCAGUGCAGUCUGCAAGUGUGUCAGGAGUCAGGUAACCCUAACCCGUGAUCCCCUCGGGCCACUAGACCACCAUUGUUGUGCGUUGGCCAUCACAAUCGAGGUCAACAAGUGUGCGUUGCAGUUGCAGAAUGUUGGCAGCAAAUUAAUUUAAUUUCUUUUUAAUAUUUUUGGCAACCGCUUAUCCACUUCCACUACUUCAGCGAAACUCUCAGCGUCAGGGCGCCUGCGAUUGCGAGCUGCAUUUGGCUGGCGGCCAAAUCAAUAAUUCCAUGUACACAUAAAUGUAACUAUAGUCUAGCACAACGGCCGCACAAUUUGGCGUAACGAAGUGAGCAGAGCACACAGCAAUGGGAACAGAAACAGAAACAGCGACAGCCGCAGCUUUAUGCAUUCGCUCAAAGAUAUUUCACUCAGCGACACAGAAAGUGGGAGCCCUGAAAAAAUAAACCAAAUGUAUGGGAACCAAUGCCUAAUGGGCACAGAUAGAUGCAAAUACUAAUGGUUGGCUUCUACACUUAGAAAUCUCUUAGUCACUUUGUGAUUUAGUAAAAUGUUAUUAUAUUUUGGCACUAAUUUGUAUAAACAAUUCCUAAAUAAUUAUCUUUUCAAUAUAGGUAAAACAUUUAAACUUAAAACUCAAGUUUUCGAUGUACCUGACUAACGGCAUUUACUAAGUUUUUUUGGAAUCUUGUUAGAGUAAUCGAUUAAAGUUGUGAUUUGACUUAUAUGUUGACAGGGUGCUGUUAAAGCUCCAACAAAUACAUUUAAUACCCAGUAAAAUAGCAUUUUUAUGUUUAUUUAACCCAGCUUUUUUGUAGUGAAGAUAAAGAUCAAUUAAAUAUUUAAGUUUUCCAUUAGCAGGCAUUAAAAAUAUUUAUUCUAUUCUAGCAUUAAAACUUUUUUUAAAACAUUUAAUACUUGGUAAAAAAACAUAUUUUGUAUUGAGGAUAAAGAUCAAUUCAAUAUUUUAAUUUUCCAAAAGCAGGCAUUACAAUUAAUUGUUAUUUUAGUUUAUCUAAAAAAUUUUACUUGUGUGUUUAAUUUUACAUAUACAAUUUGAGACAUUAUUUUUUGUCGUGCACCUUUCACCAUUUUCUCCACCAUUUCCCACUUUAGUUUUUGGCUAUGCAUCAGCAAAUGCAUGCGCCCGGCCGAGUGGAAUAGACAGCCCGUCACCCAGUCAGUCAGGCAUUCAGUCAGUCAUUCAGUCAGUCAUUCAGUCAGUCAUUCAGUCAGUCAAAGGGACGGACAGUCGUCACUGAAACGCUACAAUGACACCGAGUUAGACGAAGAUGGAGACAGAUGAGCGGCCGGGGAGAGGGGGGCGGACAGACAGACUCUGUUUUUGGCAUGUGGCCCAGAAUGGCUCUCCAUUUCGUUUGACUGGUUGGGCUUGUUUUGCUGGCCAAAGCCAAAAAAUGCCAAAGGAAAAAUAUAUACGUAGUUCGGCCCAGAACCCAUACAAACACGGACCGUCAGGCCGACAGUCUAUGCAUAAAUUUUACGUGCAAUUUAUUUUACUUCCUGUGUGAUGGCUUUGUCUCUCAUAUUUUUUGGACACUUUGUGGCAAGGUGCAACUAAAUCUGCGAGCCACCUGUGACCACUAUUGGCCACGCCCAGCAAAUUGUAAUCUGCUUAGAGCAAUCUUUAGUCUUCAAUAUACCAUCUGUUAUCACCUUGUUUUAUGACACCAAAUAUUUAUGGCAGCUCUUAGCAUCGUCCGACCUUUCAACACAUGUCUGCCGAGCCGAAGAUUGAUCAGAUUUAUAGUUUUGGCCAUAGGCUAAGUGCUUGUGGUUGCCGAAGACCUCUUAAAAUUGCUGAAGAACGCAUAAAUAAUGUGACCGAGAUCGACCAUGUGCUCAGGCUGUGCUCAGGGAUGUGUUCCAUUUGAAUAAAUGGAAAUCGACGCAGGAACUUUGAUGGUGUUGAAAGACAAACACCGAAGGCUUUCGGUGCCUGCAUUUUUUAUGGAUCACACAGCAUCCUGCUGAACGUUUUGGCAUUGUCAGCAAUGUGUGUACAACAACUGCACUCAAAUGACAAUUUGAACAACGACAGAAAGUCCAACAAUAACAGCUACAACAACAAGCUAAAUGGUAGAACAAAAAAAAGGACCGUCGUGCACAAAGCGAAAUCGAAAACAAUUGAAAUCGACAGCAAGGGAAAAGCGAGUGGUGGUGGUGCUGCAGGUGGUGCAGCAGGCACAUUAAAAUGCGCGACGUACACAGAGAGUUGUACAAAUUUUAGGAAACAUUUUUGUAAAAAUUCCUUUGAAUUUUCUAAUCUAAAUUGCAAUUUUUCGAAAGAUUUUCCAACUAGAAGGGUUAUUAGGGAUGUAAAAUUGGAACUUAGAACUUAUAUUUUUGUGAAUAUUAUAAAUGUAUGAUCAAUUAAUUUAUGUAGAAUUUUAAGUUAUCUAGGAAUUUAUAUUUUAAAAUAAUUUGUAAAGUACAAUUUUUUGACUACAUAUUUUCUUCAAUGUAAACACAAAUACAGGCCAUACACACACAGCACUUAACUGCACUUAGGUACGACAGCCAGAUGAGUGUCGAACGGCAUUCCACGAAUGGCAUUGUUUCGCCAGCACACUGAAAGUCAUUUUCACUUAAAGCGUAAAAAGCUGCCAGGCAUUUUAGACCAUCCGACCAAAACGCAAAGUCGUCCUUUGUGCUGUCUAAAUUUUUUGGGGGAACCGCUAAGUUGAAUUUACUAGAGACCAUUAAUAAAAAUGCAGUUAACGUCGCAAUUAGCAAUCACCAUAAAUUAAAUGCUUGACAACAAUUUAAAAUUUAUCAUUACAAGAGUAGACAAACAAAAAACAAAUAAAGCGCAUAAAAAUGGGGGAAAAAGCAUGUUGAAUAAUUCGGUGCUAUUUAAAUAAAUUCCCAUAAUUGAAUUAUGAGCUUUGGAAUGCAAUUUUUGUUGCUUUGUUUGCCUUAAUUGUUUCGAGUCAACAAGGGAGUGGUCUUAAUUCAAGUAAAUAACAAAAAUUAGCGUUAAGCAUUUGCAAUAAUAACACAAAAACAUUUUAGAUUACUGUAGUGUUAUUGUUUCACUUGUGUUUUUUUUUUUUACAUUUUAAUUCCGAGUGCCAGAGGCCACAAAUUCGUUUGUGAAAUUUAAUUAUUUAUAGCGUAAAAUGCGUAAUUAGAAUUUGCAUUUCUGUCAACAUCUAUUUCGGCGCUAUGCAAUAUAUGCCAUAAGCCAAUUUAAUGCCUGAUUAACUUGGCAAAUUUCAGAGGUAUUUAUAGAAAAUCGGAUAGGCAAGGAUAAGGUACUUUAAAUGCAUGCCUGUUUGCGGUUGCGGCAUUUUCAGAGUAUUUUGCAACUGAUGGUAAAUAUUUAGUUGCAUUUUUUGGAAAUUACUGUCUAUCAUGAAGAGAAAUGUUUAUUUAUGCGUAACCUUUGCCUAAAUCCGCUAUUCAAAAUUACAAUAAUAGCAAAUAAAUGGCCACACUUAAAUAAAUUCGCAUAAAAGCAUCAAAGCCAUCAAUAAAACGGCGUUCACUUUCGUUUACGAUCCACCCACAUGAUAAACACGUGAAAUGUGCAAACAGGGAAUUGCAUUGUUGCCAAAAUCGCUUGAACGCUUCGUCGGCGACCGGAAUUUUCGAGGGUCUGUGAUAUACAUAUAUUUUUGAAACGCUCUUGGAGCAAUUAUCGUGACCAUUAGGCUGCAGGCGCAUGAAUCACAAAAAUGCCGCUUGCUGGCCUGCAUAUUAAUUAAUAAAGUAUAAAAGCCAUAAAUGUAAAACUCAUAACGACAAAUGUUGGACCAUAAAUAUGCACUUAGGUAUUUAUGCGCAUUGACAGCAUGAAUAUUUAUGAGGCAAUGACGACAGCUACAGCGGCCAUUAAAAUGCGCCCCCCGUUGAUUAAUUGGAAAAGUUGAGUUGGUUCGGUUGGUUGUUGGUUCGGUUCAACGGGUCGUAUGCUUGACGCUUUUUCCUCCCUUUUUGUUUUCCUGAAAAUACCGCCCAAAACUAAGCAAAUCCAAUGCCUGUCUUCAGAGGACUUUAUUUGUUACCCAUUAGAUAAGCCAUGCGACCAUCUAAGUUCAAGUUUUGAGGCUUGUCUUUCAAAACCAAAAAAUUACAAUGACUGAAAUGUUUAAUGAAAUUAUUUUAUUAUAAAAAACUAAAACCAAACAAAUCGCAAGUAACUUAAACGUAUUUCAAUAUUAAAACUUAAACUUUUUGCUAAUUGUAAACUAGACACAAAUAUUUAUAUAUAUAAAUAUUAAUGAUAAAUUAACAGAUAUAUAUAUUAAAGUUGAAUUUUGAAAUUAGAUAAAUGCAAACGGCGGGUAUUCGAAUAGUUCAGAUAUAUUUAAAAUUAUUUAUAGUUGCCGAUAAAUAGAAACGUUUACUCAUUUAAUUGUAUCGUACGACAUAUGCAUAGCAAAAUUUUUAACUCAUGUUCUCAUAUAUGUCUGUUCCACCUAGUUGUGCGUAGAUCAAAUAUGAGCAAAACAAAAUAAAUACCACCAGAUAAUAUCGCUAGAUAAUUCAUGGAUACGAAAACAUGUGUACAGUCUGCGAGUAUCCAUAUGAACUAUAUAUCAAAUCGAGCGGUAAAAAAUCAAAUUUCGGAAAACGACGGAAUAAA
Drosophila gunungcola (fruit fly) is the source of this 8723-nucleotide messenger RNA. It is a transcript of the gene Octalpha2R, whose product is annotated as alpha-2C adrenergic receptor. The transcript is spliced from 3 exons. Gene Ontology annotation, molecular function: G protein-coupled amine receptor activity. The coding region runs from base 1142 to 3280 and encodes 712 amino acids. Lineage: Eukaryota; Metazoa; Arthropoda; Insecta; Diptera; Drosophilidae. Gene Ontology annotation, biological process: adenylate cyclase-activating adrenergic receptor signaling pathway. Gene Ontology annotation, cellular component: membrane. The record is from RefSeq and is a predicted model, not a curated record.